Molecule: messenger RNA, 1113 nt
Organism: Candida dubliniensis CD36
Lineage: Eukaryota; Fungi; Ascomycota; Pichiomycetes; Serinales; Debaryomycetaceae
Product: putative retrotransposon protein
Exons: 1
Coding region: 1-1113 (370 amino acids)
Source: RefSeq, a predicted model, not a curated record
AUGGGUCCCAAGAAUAAAUCAAGUAUUCCUGACGAUAAUCAAUUAAGUAGUGACGACGUUGAAAUGGUUUCCCCAAUUCAUGACCCAUACAUUGGUCUUCCACUGGAGCAAUUCCGGAAACAACAACAUACCCGGAUUGAGUGGGAGACACACUCCAAUAUCAUUUUGAAAGGAGCAUUAGAACCCUGGGAUAACAAAAAGGGUAAACAGUUUGAUGGUACAGAAAAAGUCGAAAUCUUUGAAGCUGCUUUCCAAGCAUUUCCAGGAAUUUAUGAAUACACUAAGAAUCCAAGUGGUGGUUUCCAGGUUAUGCGUGAUAUGAACGUCAAUUACACGAAUGAUGCUGAAAAGAAUUUUAUUGCUGAACAUAUCAAGUCCAUCCAAAAUUCUAUUGUUAAAGCAAUUAUUAGUCGUAUUUUGUUUAAGGCAAAAGCUCCUGAAACCCUCGAAGAAAUGAUUGACUACUACGAAAAAUUGUGCAAAAAGGUCGCUCCUGAACUAUUGUUCAGUUACUUUGAGCGUUUGGUGUCACACUAUUUAAGUGUAGACGAGCCAAAGUUAACUGCUCCUACAACUUUAAUGAAUAGGUUGAGGAGUCCAGGCCAAUUGAUUCUCAAUGAGUCAAUUGCAAGAUUUUGCAGUCAUUUGAAUUCUGGAAUAGUUACACAGUUCCAAAUGUUUUACAAAUACAAAGCAAUAGCUAUGAGAUAUUGUGGGUACAUUGUUGGUCAAAUGAAUGACGUCCGCAAUGGUAAGCCUUUCGAUUAUGAUCGUCUUACAAAUGAAAUAGAUUUAGACCCUGUUAUUGAACAAACUGUUACUGAGAGACAUAAAGAAGAAAUUGCAAGAAUUAAAAGCAACAACUCAGUUCAGAAUCUGGUCAAUUCGAUGUAUAAUACACAUCAAAACAACAAUAACUCAAACUAUUAUAACAAUAAUGAUAAAAACAACAAAAAUAAUAAAAAUUACAAAAAUAACAAAAAUAAAAAUAACAAAAAUAACUACAAUAAAAAGGGAAAAGUAUCUAAAGUUAGUAACGAGACUUCUGACUACGAAAAGUUAAAAAGAGAUUUAGUACGCAUGAUGGAUGAUUUGCGGAAAGAAAAGGAAUAA